This is a messenger RNA of Microthlaspi erraticum, 2523 nucleotides long. The record is from the annotation of a GenBank genome assembly. Lineage: Eukaryota; Viridiplantae; Streptophyta; Magnoliopsida; Brassicales; Brassicaceae.
AUGUCAAACGCCAAUGGGAAGGCUGCGACUGGGUUUCCGGAUAAAAUCUCGGCGAAGGCGAACCCGGAGGCCAGUGAAGCUACGGAUAUCGCCGGGAACAUCAUCUACCACGCCAAGUACAGUCCGCAUUUUUCUCCAUUAAAGUUCGGGCCGGAGCAAGCUCUCUACGCCACUGCUGAGAGCCUUCGCGAUCGUCUCAUUCAGCUAUGGAAUGAGACUUAUGUUCAUUUCAACAAAGUUGAUCCAAAACAAACAUACUACUUGUCAAUGGAGUAUCUCCAAGGUCGCGCCUUGACAAAUGCGAUUGGGAAUUUGGACCUUGGAGGUCCAUAUGCUGAUGCACUACGUAAGCUUGGUUACGAGCUUGAGGAGAUAGCUGAACAGGAGAAAGAUGCAGCUCUGGGAAAUGGUGGUUUGGGGAGACUCGCCUCGUGCUUCUUGGAUUCGAUGGCCACUUUAAAUUUGCCUGCUUGGGGUUAUGGGUUGAGGUACAGACAUGGGCUCUUUAAGCAACUAAUCACAAAGAAAGGCCAAGAAGAGGUUGCAGAGGACUGGCUUGAGAAGUUCAGCCCUUGGGAAAUCGUCAGGCAUGAUGUAGUCUUCCCUGUCAGAUUUUUCGGCAAUGUGGAGAUCAAUCCGGAUGGAUCAAGGAAGUGGGUAGGCGGUGAUGUUGUACAAGCUCUUGCUUAUGACGUGCCAAUCCCAGGAUAUAAAACGAAGAACACAAUCAGUCUCCGUCUCUGGGAAGCAAAAGUUAGAGCAGAAGACCUUGACCUUUUUCAGUUCAACGAAGGAGAAUACGAAUUGGCUGCACAGCUACGUUCUCGAGCUCAACAGAUCUGCACUGUGUUAUACCCAGGAGAUGCUACUGAAAACGGGAAGCUAUUACGAUUGAAACAGCAGUUCUUUCUCUGUAGUGCUUCGCUUCAGGAUAUAAUAUCAAGAUUUAACGAGAGGAGCACGGAAGGCAGCCGGAAAUGGUCAGAGUUUCCAAGUAAAGUUGCUGUUCAAAUGAAUGACACACACCCAACUCUUGCAAUCCCUGAGCUCAUGCGAUUGGUAAUGGAUGAAAAUGGACUUGGAUGGGAUGAAGCUUGGGAUGUGACAUCACGGACCGUUGGUUACACCAAUCACACCGUCCUUCCUGAGGCCUUGGAGAAAUGGUCACAAUCUUUGAUGCGGAAGCUUCUUCCUCGUCAUAUGGAGAUCAUAGAAGAGAUCGACAAGAGGUUUGUGCAAACCAUUCGCAACACCCGUGUAGAUCUUGAGGAUAAGCUUUCAACUUUGAGCAUCUUAGAUAACAAUCCGCAGAAGCCAGUCGUGAGAAUGGCUAACUUAUGUGUUGUGUCCUCGCACACAGUGAAUGGCGUUGCUCAGUUACACAGUGAUAUCUUAAAGGCUGAGUUAUUUGUAGACUAUGUCUCUAUUUGGCCAAAUAAAUUUCAAAACAAGACUAAUGGCAUCACACCUCGAAGGUGGCUUCGUUUCUGCAGCCCUGAGCUCAGUGAUAUAAUCACAAAGUGGUUGAAGACUGACAAAUGGAUCACCGAUCUUGACCUACUAACUGGUCUUCGGCAGUUUGCGGACAAUGAAGAACUCCAAUCUGAGUGGGCUUCUGCAAAGGCGGCCAAUAAGCAACGAUUGACUCAGUAUAUAGAGCGUGUGACUGGUGUGAGUAUUGAUCCAAACAGCUUGUUUGACAUCCAAGUUAAGCGUAUCCACGAAUACAAGAGGCAGCUCAUGAACAUUCUUGGAGUGAUAUACAGGUUCAAGAAACUAAAGGAGAUGAAGCCUGAGGAAAGGAAGAAAACAGUUCCCCGCACUGUCAUGAUUGGGGGUAAAGCCUUUGCAACCUAUACAAAUGCAAAACGGAUAGUGAAGCUAGUGAAUGAUGUAGGCGACGUUGUGAACAGUGAUCCAGAGGUCAACGAAUACCUGAAGGUGGUAUUUGUUCCAAACUACAAUGUCACUGUAGCGGAGAUUCUUAUACCUGGAAGUGAGCUAUCUCAGCACAUCAGCACAGCAGGCAUGGAGGCAAGUGGUACCAGCAAUAUGAAAUUCGCUCUCAACGGUUGCCUUAUCAUAGGAACGCUUGAUGGGGCAAAUGUUGAGAUAAGAGAGGAGAUUGGCGAAGAAAAUUUCUUUCUUUUUGGUGCAACAGCUGACCAGGUCCCUCGACUGCGUAAAGAAAGAGAAGACGGACUGUUCAAACCCGAUCCUCGGUUUGAAGAGGCGAAGCAGUUUGCUAAAAGUGGAGUGUUUGGUAGCUACGAUUACGGUCCGCUCCUGGAUUCUCUUGAAGGUAACACAGGCUAUGGUCGUGGUGACUACUUCCUGGUUGGGUAUGACUUUGCGAGCUACAUGGAUGCUCAGGCCGAAGUUGAUGAAGCUUACAAGGACCGGAAGAAGUGGCUGAUGAUGUCGAUAUUGAGCACAGCCGGAUCGGGAAAAUUCAGCAGUGACCGUACAAUAGCUCAGUAUGCCAAAGAGAUUUGGAACAUUGAGGCCUGUCCUGUUCCCUAA